Molecule: messenger RNA, 1860 nt
Organism: Paraphaeosphaeria sporulosa
Lineage: Eukaryota; Fungi; Ascomycota; Dothideomycetes; Pleosporales; Didymosphaeriaceae
Product: serine/threonine kinase 16
Exons: 7
Coding region: 1-1719 (572 amino acids)
Biological process (GO): transmembrane transport
Molecular function (GO): transmembrane transporter activity
Source: RefSeq, a predicted model, not a curated record
AUGGGUCUCGGUGUCCUCGAAGACCACAACCUCCAGCACGUACCUGGCACGGCGCUGUUGGCAGACCUCGUGGGCGGUUUGCACGAGCACCAGUACCACGGCGCGUCCUCGCCUCAUCCCUUCUGGCCAGGCCGCGACACCUCCGCCCUCAAGCAUGCAAAGGGUCGCAACGCCGACAUCGUGCUCGUCCCGCAACCUUCAGAGUCGCCCCGAGAUCCGCUGAACUGGCCGCAAUGGAAGAAAGAACUCUUGCUUCUGAUCAUCUCCAUCGACACCGCGGUCGUCGGUGCCUGGGGCCCUAUGAUCUCGCCCGGGUUCGGCGUCAUGGCUAAGCAGUUCGACAUGUCGUACAACUCGCUCAACGGCGGUCUUGGCUGGGCCAUCUUCGCGAUUGGCAUCUCGUGCUUCGUGACCAAUGGGUUGGCUGUCAAGUACGGACGACGCCCGGUCAUUAUCUUGGGCAACUUGAUGCUGUUCAUUAGUAGCGUGUGGGCGUACCAUGCGCACAGCUACGAGAGCUUGCUUGCAAGUCGCAUUUUUGGUGCUAUUGGGAUGAGUCCAUUCGAGGUUUUGACAACAGCUAUCAUUGGCGAUAUCUACUACGUGCAUGAAAGGGGUCUGAGGCUGGCUUUCUGGGGACUGUGCUUGUCUGUCGGAGUAGGAGGUGGGUCCUGCAUCAGUGGGUAUAUCAUCGACAGCCUUGGCUGGAACUGGACGUACGGGAUCUGCGCGUGCUUCUACGGCGUGUUCAUCCUGCUCAUCUUCUUCUUCGUGCCGGAAACGGUGUACAAGCGCGACCCCGCGUACAACAUCGAUCUCGGGACGACAGACCACACCGAGGAGAUUCUCGAUUCGACUAAAGCUCGCGAGGCUAAAACCGACAUCGUGGGAGAGGAGCCGAAAGAUGUCGCGAUGCAGACGGAGCGCGCGGUCACCGCCGAGCCGAUCUACACGGGCGCAGACGAAAAGCCGUAUACGUUCUGGGAAGAGCUGCUUCCGGUUCGCGGCGUCGAAAGCGACGAAAAUCUGCUCGCUAUUAUUUUCCGUCCUUUUGGGAUGCUGUUGUUCCCGCAAGUCUUCUAUGGUUUCAUCACGUAUGGCCUGUCUACGUCCUGGCUGGUCGUCAUGGGCGGUGUCCUUGCGCAGAUCUUCACCGCGCCGCCAUACAACUUCAGUGUUACGGCUGUUGGCUUGGUCAGCAUAUCACCACUCGUGGCGUCUCUCCUUAGCUUUGUUGCCGGGCCUGCAAACGACUACACGGUGAAGCAGCUGGCGCGGUGGAACGGCGGCAUCUAUGAGCCGGAGUUCAGACUGGCGCUGAACGUGUUGACACUGGUGCUCGGGGUUGCGGGAUUCUUUGGCUUUGGAGCAACGCUUCAGCAUGGUUCCCCCUGGGGCGCGCCGGUCUUUUUGUAUGGCCUGAUCUACUUCUCCAUGGCUUUUCUCAACGUCGGGAUUUAUGGAUACAUCACCGAGUGCCACCGCUCAAAGGCUCCAGAGGCUUUCGCAGCGCUGAAUCUGAGGAACGUGUACUCGUUCGGGAUGAACUAUUUCAUCAGCUCGUGGAUCUCCAGCAUGGGUCCGUUGCAGGUGUUCUCGACGAUCGGGGGGCUGCACAUCUUUAUCAUGCUGUUGACCAUUCCUAUGUGGAUCUUCGGAAAGCGGUGCCGGUCGCUGACAGCACGGGUCCCGUUCUUCAAGGCGAUGCAGGGGCACUGAGUAUCGAUUGUGGAGUUAGUGAGGCUGCGCCUGUGCCUGAUUAGGCAAGAGGAUAGGGUGAUCGUAGGUAGAGCGCCGGCGGGGGCGCUAGUAAACGCUCUGAACGAGUACGGGAACGCGAGGCCCGCCAGACAAACGCGU